This is a messenger RNA of Lytechinus variegatus (green sea urchin), 2961 nucleotides long. RefSeq names its product proline hydroxylase buaE-like. Bases 245 to 1192 code for a protein of 315 amino acids. The record is from RefSeq and is a predicted model, not a curated record. NCBI's taxonomy places the organism in Eukaryota, Metazoa, Echinodermata, Echinoidea, Temnopleuroida, Toxopneustidae. The transcript has 7 exons. Gene Ontology annotation, molecular function: dioxygenase activity.
UUGUUCUAUAUGCGCCGGUUCAUCCACAUGUUACGAAACCGAUUUCGAACCGACCGAUCGUAUGCCAUUGGGUUUAGCGUUGUAACUACAUUGGUCGAUCUUUCAUCAAACCGGGGACCCACGAUCAAGAAUCGUCUCACAAACAAUAUCUUCGUCUAAUCUUUUGUACGAUUGAGUCACUGACUGGCAAAAAGACACUCACUUCGGCAUUGUUCGGGCGAGGAUACUCUGAUCUACUUUGGGCAUGAUGGACGAAGUACCUAUAAUUGAUUUUUCAGCGUACAGUCUGGAUCGCGAGAGCCCAGAUCCAGAAAGGUUUCAGAAGCUUAUUGAUGAAGUCCAUCAAGCUCUUACUACCAUUGGGUUCAUGUACUUGGAGAACGUCGGGAUACCAGUUCAAAAGAUUAAAGAUGCCUAUUCUUCCUCCAUGACGUUCUACUCAUUACCAGGGGAAGAAAAACGCAGAUAUGCUGGACCAAAGGGUAUAAACAUGCAUGGAUACCAACAAAUGGAGAAGGAAAGGACGAAUCCGGAUGUACUUUUCAAAGAUCUGAAAGAAGUAUUCAGCUAUUGCCCAGCGGCCGGAGAAAAGACGUUUCCAGAGGACGCCCUACCUGAGUUUAAAUCGUCUCUUAUCGAGCUCUUCAAUGCGAUGGUUCCCCUUAAUCUUAGAGUGAUGGAGGUCAUAGCCAGAGGGUUAAAACUCCAAGACCCGCACUUCUUCCAAGACAAAUUCAAAUUGGCGGGAACAUCAAAGAGUCAUACAACCUUAAGGAGUGCGUAUUACCCCUCUCUGGAGGGUGUAGAAAUAAAAGAGGGUCAACUCCGUUGCGGAGAGCAUUCUGACUAUGGUGGCGUUACCCUCCUUAUACAAAACAGUCCCGGUCUAGAGGUGAAAACUGUUGACAACAAUUGGGUACCGGCACCACCGAUAGAGGGCACUGUGGUUGUUAACAUCGGAGAUCUAAUGCAGAGAUGGACGUCUGAUGUACUGGUCGCGAAUAAACAUCGGGUCGCUGUCCAAAGUGAUCAAAUGGAACUUGACCAUGAUCGCCAGUCCCUGGUCUUUUUUGGCUACCCGGAUAAUGACGUCAUAAUUGAGUGCACUGAUGGGACAAGCAAGUACCCUCCAAUAAACAGCGCCGAAUAUCUCCUCUCACAGUUACAGGCAGUCGGCGCUGAGAAUUUGUAAAACAUGUAAAAUGUAACAUGGAUUCACGGGACCUUUUCAUGAAUUUUCAGCAAUUACUAUGUCGCAUUUAUUGUAGAUAGAUGCAAUUAAUGCAAAAGGUUCUAAAUUUGGUUUCUUGAAGAGAUUGUUCGACUGGGACCCCUCGCGAAAAAAAUUGCGGUAAAGCGCUUAAAAAAUCAAUUACAGCUCGAAUUUCAACUCGUCAACACCAAAAAUCUGCGCUUACUCACCACUCUCUGCAUCUGGGUCCCGUUGCAGAAAGACUUGCAAUCAAUCGAAACUCUAAAAAUCAUGCGAAACUUGAUUUUCAACCGAUCAACAGCUCACAUUUUAGGACUUGCGCUUGAUUUUUUGACUUGCGUUUAAACGCAACUCUUUUUGCAACGGACCCCUGAUGGCGCACCAUAGACAUGAUAGAAAUAAAGAAAUUUAUCUGCGACAUUUUUAUUGCUUUACCUGAACGUGUAAAUGAUACUGGAAACGAGAAAAGUAAUUGGUCUAUUGUCUAUAAUGAUCGAGUGAUGUAUUUUCUACUAUUGUCUAUUAUGAUUGAGUGUGUAUAGUAUCGGCUAGCAUAUUUCCAUCAUGGGGCCGUUUCGUUAAGCUGUUCAUGAUUUUUCCGUAUUUUUCUUUUUAUUUGGUGAAUGUUAAUGCAUGAUACUGCCCCCUCCUUCUCCCCACAUAACAUUUUUUCUGUUUGAAUUGGGUUUUUUUUUCAACGACUAUCAUGCUGCCGACUACGGACCGACUAUAACUUCGGUCUCUUCAUAUGCACGAGUUUCCUUCAAGUUGUACUUUUGUACUUGAGAUGCGGAGAGCACAUGCAGCGAAAGAAAAAUCUUAAUUCUCAUUUGAGGGUAGGGAGGCAGGGAGGGGUGAGAUAAAAUGCAUUUUACUUCCCUUUUUUUUUUUUUGGGGGGGCGACAUUUUCUCUGCCCCCAUCCCCCCGAUUUCGCUCCCAUUCCCAGUCUAAUUUUUUUCCUCCAUUAAUAUUUCUUCAUUUAUUUUGCUCUUUCAUAAUUAUUGUCUCUUUCUUCUCUUAUUAUGUUUGUCUGUUGUUUUACUUUCAUAUAUUUUUUUUCAUCUUUCAUCUUUAUUUCUCUCUUAAAGUUCACCAUUCUCUCUUUUAUCUUAUUUUAUCUCCAUUUUCUUCACUUAGUCAUAUUAGUCGCCUUUUAUCUCUUUCGUUAAAUUCCUCCUUUUCUUCCUUUCAGUUAGUCGCCUUUUAUCUCGUCUUAAAGACAUAUAUUUCGGCACCGAUAACCAAAGCAACGUAAUAAUAAUUCAUCACGGACGAAAAUUUCUAUUUUCAAUCUCGACCUAUUUAAUAAUGCAGACCGAUUUCAAUUUUUACAAGGAAACUGGGAUUUACUAAGGGGUAGGGGGCACUUGAACAAAAUAGUGACAAUGAAAUUAUAAAAAAUAGAAGAAAAAUAACUAUAAUAAAAAAAUGUAUAUAUAGCACUAGGGGUACACGUGCCCCACUUCCCACCCCCUGGGCCAUGGCAUGUGAGGGCAAACAUAUUUUGCAGUUAAUAAUAUCUAUUUUUGUAGAAUAGAUGACUAUGAAGGGUUCUUCUUAUGUGGUGGUAUUUGCAACAUAUCAUACCAUGUGAACAAGGCCCGGCAACACAUCGGGCAGGCCAGCAGGUUAAAUUUACAUAACAAUAACACACAAUCAUGAUAAAUCACAAGAAAGAAAAAUAAUAAAUGUGAAAUUGGAAUUCCCUCCCUAAUCAUGUUAAAUCGGUUAAGACUUUUACACAAUU